Molecule: messenger RNA, 2588 nt
Organism: Poecilia latipinna (sailfin molly)
Lineage: Eukaryota; Metazoa; Chordata; Actinopteri; Cyprinodontiformes; Poeciliidae
Gene: cdc50c
Product: transmembrane protein 30C
Exons: 7
Coding region: 361-1422 (353 amino acids)
Biological process (GO): phospholipid translocation
Cellular component (GO): endoplasmic reticulum; plasma membrane; Golgi apparatus
Source: RefSeq, a predicted model, not a curated record
CAUUUGUCAUAGCAACUUUAGAGUAAAGCAAUUCUUUCUUUUUUUUAUCAGCCAAUAAGGUAGAAAUCUUGUAUGGUUACAGUCGAAUGAAACAGGAACUUGUUUCAGGAAAAAAGUACUUUAGAGGUAAUUAAACAAUGAGACAAAGGUAACACAAAGAGGUAGUUAGGCAAGAGAUUGUGGUUAAUAAAUGACAGGUUGCAACUGACUCCCCACCCAGUAGUGCCUGUGGUGAGUGCUGUGCGUGUUUGAUAGCACACAGGCGGAUAUCACUGACGUUAAAAAAAAACCCAAACAAAACAAGAAAAGAAGACAGAGCGUCGUUUUCUCAGGUGCCAUUUUCAGCCGUCGGUCCCACUCAUGGGGAAAACCAAAGACAAGUCUGGGCCCCUGGCUCGGAGGCCGGACAACUCGGCUUUCAAGCAGCAGCGGCUCCCCGCCUGGUCUCCAAUGCUAACCGCUAACACUGUGCUGCCUUUCUUCUACCUGCUGGCUGUGAUAUGCAUGCUGCUCGGAGUGUGGCUGCUUCUCCUCGUACAGAGCACGCAGGAAAUAAAGCUGGACUACACCGAUCUGGGAAACUGUAAUGAGUGUUUCGACCUGCGUCGAAAUGUGAGCAACGCAGUGCAGACCUGCAGCUGUCGGGUGGAGUUUUCAAUUGACAAAUCAUUGAAGGGCGAUGUCUUUUUCUACUACGGUCUCAAAAACUUCCAUCAGAACCUCCGCAGGUACAUGGACUCCAGAGAUGACGGACAGACGUUGGGCAGGAUAAAAAAAUUAAAGAACCCAAGUUCUUAUUGUGCGCCGUUUGACAAAGAUAAUGACGGAGUCCCCAUCGCUCCCUGCGGAGCGAUCGCCAACAGUAUGUUCAACGACUCCUUCACCCUGAACUAUCACCUCUCCAGCAGCCGUAUUGUUCCUGUUCCUUUGCUACGAACGGGCCUCACCUGGUACACAGACAAAAACGUCAAGUUCCGCAACCCAAGGGCCGACAAUCUAACUCUUGCUGAGGUGUUUGAAGGUACGAGACCGCCUCUGUACUGGCAGAAGCCUGUAUACAGUCUGGACCCACAUGACCCGAACAACAACGGUUUCAUUAAUGAGGACCUGAUCGUCUGGAUGAGAGAGGCGGCUUUCCCCAACUUCAAGAAGCUUUAUGGGAUUUUAAAUAGAGCAGACCCCAUCUUUGAAAAAGGGCUUCCGAAGGGAAACUACACCAUCGAUAUAUCCUACAACUUCCCUGUGCAGCACUUCCAGGGCAGGAAGGGAGUGGUGCUGACCACGCUGACCUGGUUCGGAGGCCAGAACCAUUUCCUGCCGAUUGCCUACCUGGUAACCAGCAGCCUGAUCCUGCUGACGGCCGUCGUCCUCACCGUGGCCUGGUGGAAGUUCGGAAAGGAUGGGAAGAACAUGAAGGAAUGAAGCAUGGAGGCGUCAAGACACAGAGGACUGAAACUGAUGAAGGAUUGAGCUGAUUGAUACUCGUGCUGCUGAGAAGGUUUGCAGACCAGAGACGGGAGACCCAAAGUGACAAAAUUGUUUUAAUAGGAAGCAGUCAAGCUGCAUUUUAAACCGUAGUUUAUUUGAAGGGUUCGUGAUGCAUACGUCACAUUAGGGCCUUGCUAUACUGGAGCACAAAGUGCCAUAAGAUGGUGUUUUUCACAUCUUUUUGCUAAAGAAAGUUAAAUAAUUAAAGCACUUAUUGUGUUGCAUUUUAUUAAAAAAAAAAAAAAGAGUAAUUUGGGAGAUGUAAAUUGUUUAUUUGGAAUAAAGUCAAAAGGAUUAGAAUGAAACUGAAAAUCCUAGUUUUUAUAGGUGCAAAGUGAGCAGCUCAUGACUGGUCCCAAUUUUUCACCGGUCAGAAAUAAAAGUAAAUAUUUUUUUCUUUCAGUGAACAAAUCUGAUUUUUACACCGAUGCACUGUUUAAGGAAAUAUUUCUGCCCAAAAACUAUACUGAACUUUUAUCUUAGUAAUUUUUUUUUUUUUUUUUACUGAUAUGGUGUUAUGUUCAGGGUAUAAAUAUAAAAGUAAGUGACUUUAUAAACUUGUUGGCUCUUUGUGCAGAAACUCUGGUACUGUGAAAGGUAAAACUUGUUUUUUAAUUAAGGCUGAUACACCAGGUGCUUUUUAAUUUGUUCCAAAGUCCAGAACCUAAUUAACUUUGAAAUCAGAAUAAACACCAAUUCAUAUUAGAAAGUUCUACAAAGAAACUUUCUUAUGUGAACUUUUAAAAUAAACGUACAUGUUUUGACACCCAGAUUUUGCAGUGACUCCGCCCAGACACAGCAGAAAGUAGGAAAAAUAUUGAGUGCCGUUUUGUUUUUUCUGUUGGUUUUUUUAAGAAGCAAGAUUAAACCCUCAAAGUGGCCACCGAUAGCUGAUUUGUGCUUCUCAGUUUUGCAUUUCUCUAAGUUUCACACCUUUGUCUGUCGCAUGAAAUACAGCAUCAGCUCAUUUAAAUGUUUAAUUAUAUUAACCUGUUAAUUUAAUAUGAAAGCCAAGCUGUUAUUUAUAUUACUUAGUCAAUUGCAAUGACUGAAUUUUCAGUGAAGCACUAAAGAAAUAAACAUUUCUUUAAUAAAAAAAA